CCGGAAGCGGCAACUAGCCGCCUGGCCUGGAGUUGGACAGAGGGCCAGAAAUGGAGGAGAUCGGGAUUCUAGUAGAAAAAGCGCAGGAUGAAAUUCCUGCUCUGAACAUCUCCAGGCCUCAGACUGCCCUCUCCUUCUUGGUUCCAGAGGCUGAGGAUGUGGAGGAUCUCUAUAGUCGUUACAAGAAGCUGCAGCAGGAGCUGGAAUUCCUGGAGGUCCAGGAGGAGUACAUCAAAGAUGAGCAGAAGAACCUGAAGAAAGAAUUUCUGCACGCCCAGGAGGAAGUCAAACGCAUCCAGAGCAUCCCCCUGGUCAUCGGCCAGUUUCUGGAGGCAGUGGAUCAGAACACGGCCAUUGUGGGCUCCACCACAGGCUCCAAUUAUUACGUCCGGAUCUUGAGCACCAUUGACCGGGAGCUGCUCAAGCCCAAUGCCUCGGUGGCGCUGCACAAGCACAGCAAUGCCUUGGUGGAUGUGUUGCCUCCCGAGGCCGACAGCAGCAUUAUGAUGCUCACUUCAGAUCAGAAGCCGGAUGUGAUGUAUGCGGAUAUCGGCGGGAUGGAUAUUCAGAAGCAGGAAGUCAGGGAGGCUGUGGAGCUGCCCCUCACCCACUUCGAACUCUACAAACAGAUUGGUAUCGACCCUCCACGAGGUGUAUUGAUGUAUGGGCCCCCUGGCUGUGGAAAGACCAUGUUGGCAAAAGCAGUGGCCCACCACACCACAGCUGCCUUCAUUCGGGUGGUAGGAUCCGAGUUCGUGCAGAAGUACCUGGGCGAGGGGCCGCGGAUGGUGCGGGACGUCUUCCGCCUGGCCAAAGAGAAUGCCCCGGCCAUCAUCUUCAUCGACGAGAUCGACGCCAUCGCCACGAAGCGCUUCGACGCUCAGACGGGCGCGGACAGGGAGGUUCAGCGCAUCUUGCUGGAGCUGCUCAACCAGAUGGAUGGCUUUGACCAGAACGUUAACGUCAAGGUGAUAAUGGCCACAAACCGAGCCGACACACUUGACCCUGCUCUGCUCCGACCGGGCCGCCUGGACCGUAAAAUUGAGUUUCCUCUGCCAGACCGGCGCCAGAAACGAUUGAUCUUCUCCACCAUCACCAGCAAGAUGAACCUGUCUGAGGAGGUGGAUCUGGAGGACUAUGUUGCCCGGCCAGACAAGAUCUCAGGGGCCGACAUCAACUCGAUAUGCCAAGAGGCUGGAAUGUUGGCUGUACGGGAGAACCGCUACAUCGUCCUGGCGAAGGACUUUGAGAAGGCCUACAAGACAGUCAUCAAGAAAGAUGAACAGGAACACGAGUUCUACAAAUAAAAACUGGGGAAAGCAGGAUUGAGCUGGGGUGGUUGUCUCAGUCCUUGGGGAGUGGGGGGGGGGCUUAUGUGGUGUGUCUUUGGUGUUUCAAGGAACGAAAGUAGCGUAUGAAUAAAUAAUUUCCCAGGAUGUUGGAUGCUCCCUCUUUCCAAACCGUAGCCUGCCCACUUCCAGGCAGUUCCAUAACUUACUCCUGUGUCGGGUUCUUGGGCAGCAAGGUCUUAAAUAGGUUAGCUUUCUCGGCAGUGCUUUUAUCUGAAGCUCAAUGGAGACCUCACCGAUAUUUUGUUAAUCGUGAAGGUAUAUCGGCGGCGGCUCCAAGGACCUGCUUGAGGCGGUUCGCAAAGUAAAAGCAGUACAAUGAUCAAACCAAGACCGUGAGAAUGAUCAGCAUUAGAACUAGCAUCAGAACUAGCUUGCCCCUUCAUUUAAAAGCCUGGGUAAAAAAUGUUUUGGGUAGCUGCUUACACAACAGUGAAGCGGUGCUAGGCAAGAAUCAAGGGGAAGAGUCUUCUGUAGGAGAGGCUCAAGUCCAUAUGUCAUAUGUAGGGUUUUAUAGCAGGUACUCCUUUGCAUAUUAAGCGACA
Messenger RNA from Gekko japonicus, 1894 nucleotides. It is a transcript of the gene PSMC4, whose product is annotated as proteasome 26S subunit, ATPase 4. Lineage: Eukaryota; Metazoa; Chordata; Lepidosauria; Squamata; Gekkonidae. Gene Ontology annotation, biological process: proteasome-mediated ubiquitin-dependent protein catabolic process. Gene Ontology annotation, cellular component: proteasome regulatory particle, base subcomplex. The coding region runs from base 51 to 1307 and encodes 418 amino acids. The transcript is spliced from 11 exons. The record is from RefSeq and is a predicted model, not a curated record. Gene Ontology annotation, molecular function: ATP hydrolysis activity; proteasome-activating activity; ATP binding.